AUGGCUCGAUCUAAUCCUACAGAGGACGACAAGUCUCGUCGAGGAUCGCACGAUGAUCAAACGAAAAGCAUCAGUGGACCAAGCGCAAGGCUUCCAGCGGUCAAAGGCACGCUCGGUGGUAUAGAGAGUCCAAGACACAGACAUCGACACACUCCAUCCAUGUCAACGGUCGCGGGUGAUGAACAUCUUCCACAUCCUUCUGGAUCAUCUACGCCCAUCCCAUCCAACUCUAAAGCCUCGCCUCUUUACCCUGAGAUAAGCCAGAUGAGCCAGUGGGCUGGCUCAUCGCUUUACGCCGCAUCGACCACUCGAAGCUCUCGUCAAGCGACAAUGUUUCGCUCCGACCCGACGCUGAAGACGACUUUCGAUACCGUCCCACUCGAGAAGAAGGACGAAAUCAAGCGAUUGUUCUUGGCGUAG
This is a messenger RNA of Kockovaella imperatae, 420 nucleotides long. RefSeq lists its product as hypothetical. The coding region runs from base 1 to 420 and encodes 139 amino acids. The transcript is spliced from 3 exons. NCBI's taxonomy places the organism in Eukaryota, Fungi, Basidiomycota, Tremellomycetes, Tremellales, Cuniculitremaceae. The record is from RefSeq and is a predicted model, not a curated record.